UGAGGAAGCAGCGUGCGCGCGCGCCGCACUGCAAGUGACUGACGACUGCCGACUCGCAGGUAUUAUCAUAUCAUUCAUUAACAAUGAGGUCCAUUGUGCUCUGUCUGGUGGUGGUGGCGAUGGUGGCUGCGGCCCCACAGCGCGAAGGUGCUGCCUACAGCAAGGAAGCCAUCAAGCAGGCUCAGAGCACCUUCCUCAUCCCCAAGGACGCUGUCAUCCAGAAAGUACAAGAAGGUGUAGAGCUUGCAGCUUAUGAAUCUAUUCCCGGCAACCAAAGAAUCAACCUGUUCGAGAUCCUCGGCGACCAGCUGCCCUCUGAGGUUAUAAACAACCUUCAAUCUCAGAUCGAUCACGUUGGCCAGCAAUAAAUCGUUUAGUCGUAGAAGAAACUUAUAACUCUUCGAAACCAGUAACGGAAGACAUCAAAUAAUUAAAGCUGCGAACCUGCCAAAGGAAUCACCACUUUAAAUACAACACGCUAGCUUAGUCAAGAGGCAACGAUAUAGACCAUCUGCUCACGUGGUUGUAGCGUGUUGUUAUGUAGUCUAUAAGUUUCCUCAAAUAAUGGACUCUGGUAGAUUCUGAGAUGUUCGCAUCCAAACAAACAAACCCUUUAGUUUGUAAUACUCGUAUAUAUGUUUAUGUGUAUAU
Nymphalis io (European peacock) is the source of this 651-nucleotide messenger RNA. RefSeq lists its product as uncharacterized. The record is from RefSeq and is a predicted model, not a curated record. Lineage: Eukaryota; Metazoa; Arthropoda; Insecta; Lepidoptera; Nymphalidae. The transcript is spliced from 3 exons. Bases 84 to 368 code for a protein of 94 amino acids.